AUGAAGUCCUCAGUGUGCAUGUGCUGCUUGGUGUCUCUGCUGGCCCUGUCUGCUGCAGUUUCUUCCGUCCAUGAUGAGGAGCCUCUGGUGCAUCUGCAGCUCCAGAAGCCAGAGGGAGACGUCUUCUCCUGUGGAUGUGACACACCAGAGGAACAUGCCAGCCAGAGCACUUCCAAUGACACCCCAGCCCCAGAGAGGGCAAUUUGUCAGCCCUGUAAAUCUCUGUCAGCCUUAGAUGCUGCUGCUGCUGGAGAAGAAGAGCCAGACUUCAGCUCAGAGCAUGCAGAAGAGAAGGAGGAAGCAGCUGCUGGUGAGGAUGCUUCCACUGAAGAGAUAGCAAAUGGUGUAGAAGAAGAAUGGGUGGAGGAAGCUUUCCACAGUGAGGCAGUAGAGGCAACAUCUAAGGAGGAAACUGAGGCAGAGGUUAUAGAGCCAGCGAAGGACAAAAGUGUGGAGGAAGAAGAUGAGGAAGCAAUAUCUGAGGAUGUUGCAUCAUCUGAAGAGGAUGAGGUGGCAUCUGAGGUUGAGGAAAAGGAGGGAAAAGGUGAGGAAGAAAUUGAAGAAUUAACCCCUGAGGAGGAGGAAGUAACUGAACCUCAGGAAGACACUUCAGAAGAAGAACAACCUGCUGUUGAAGAAGUUGAAGAACAAGCAAACACACAGGAGGAUACAAAAGAAGCAGCUGAGGAGGAGGUGAGCUGGGAAGCUCUCCUGAAUGAGGUUGUAGAGGAGGAAGCUAAAGUGGCUGAAUCUGAACCAGAAGCAGAACCAGAGGAGAUGUCUCAAACUCACUCUGAACCUGAAGAAAAUAAGUCAGACCUGACACAAUCUGAGGCCGAACCUGUGGGAUUUUUAGAGCCUGAACCAGUACCAGAGCUUCUUCAGGAAAUAGAGCCAGAUGUACAUGAGGUCACAAUAGAACCUGUGGAGGAUGUACUGGUGGAAACCACAAUGGAGGAGGCACCCAAGGUGCAAGAUGUAGAUUCUAUUGAGGCGGAGGAAACAGUGGAGGAGGUGACUGCAGAGGAGCCUACACAAAAAGGGCAUGAGGAGGGUGAGGCAGCAGGCCCAGCACUGAGGGACCGCUCCCACAUUGAGGACACACUGCGCCUGACUACUGCUGAGCACUCAGCAGAGUUCUCUGCUGCCACAAAGAAGCUACUGAACAUCUAUCACACGGCCAUCAGGCCACUGGAGCAGGCCUACAAGUACAACGAACUCAGGCAGCAUGAAGUCACAGAUGGUGAGAUCACCUCUAAGCCCAUGGUUUUAUUUUUGGGGCCCUGGAGCGUCGGCAAGUCCUCCAUGAUCAACUACCUGCUGGGUCUUCACGGAACAUCCCAGGAACUCUACACAGGUGCUGAACCCACCACCUCUGAGUACACCGUCAUAACACACGGGGAGAAGUUUCGGACCAUAGAGGGAAUUGUUAUGGCAGCGGACAGUUCACGAUCUUUCUCACCCCUGGAGAGGUUUGGCCAAGGUUUUCUGGAGCGACUGGUGGGUAUCGAGAUGCCCCACAAGCUGCUGGAGAGGGUCACCAUUGUCGACACACCCGGCAUCAUUGAAAAUCGCAAGCAGCAGGAGAGAGGUUACCCCUACAAUGAGGUGUGUCAGUGGUUUAUUGAUCGAGCUGAUCUGAUCUUCCUGGUGUUCGACCCCACCAAGCUGGACGUGGGUGGGGAGCUGGAGAUGCUCUUCAGGCAGAUGAAAGGGCGCGAAUCCCAGAUUCGCCUCAUCCUCAACAAGGCUGACAGUGUCUCCACCCAGGACCUGAUGAGGGUCUAUGGGGCCUUGUUCUGGAGUAUGGCACCGCUGAUUAACGUCACAGAGCCCCCUCGGGUUUAUGUCAGCUCCUUCUGGCCUCAGGUCUAUGCUGUGGACACCAGUCAACAGCUCUUCAGGAAAGAGGAGAUUUCACUGCUGGAGGAUCUCAGCCAGGUGAUUGAGAACCAGAUGGAAAACAAGAUCGCUUUCAUACGUCAGCAUGGCAUCCGUGUGCGCAUCCACGCCCUGCUAGUGGACCGCUACCUCCAGGCCUACUACGACAAGCUGGGCUGGUUUAGUGACCCUCACGAGGUGUUUCAAGACAUUGCCGAUGACCCGGACAAGUACUACAUCUUCAAGUCCAUUCUGGUCAAGACCAAUGUCAGCAAGUUUGACCUGCCCGACAAGGAGGCGUACCAGGACUUCUUUGGUGUGAAUCCUAUUUCCAGCUUCAAGCAGCUCUCCAGCCACUGCAGCUGGACCGGAGGCUGUCUGCUGGAGAAGCUGGAGAAGGUCAUCUCGCACGAGCUCCCAGCUCUGCUCAGCAGCAUCAGUGAGGCCACAAAUAAGCCUACCCCAGUAAAGGCUGUGCCAACAACCUCACCCCCUCUCCCUGGCACCUGCCAAGAUCCUGGGUGUGAGGAGAAACCAAAGAAUCGUUGGCGGAAGCAGUGAGAUAGUAGAAAAGGGUGCAGAAGGAGAAACAGAGGGGAUGGCAGCAGUCAGAGGGAUUCCUGCAAAAAAAACCCUCCAUUGCUGUGAUCUUCAGGUAGACUGAGAGAGAGAAACAACUGAGAAAGAGAAUAGGAAAUAUUGUAGUUCCAAUCAGACCUGAGUCAAGCAGUAUUUAAAAUACUUUUUGUUGCUUGUUUUUACCAGAAUGAUGUACCAUACAUAGGUUUUACUACACAGGGACAGUUUAAAUCAGUUGUAGAAUACAGGCCUAAUUGAUUUUCAAAUACCUUUUUAUGACUGUAUAAUAACACACAUUGUCCUAUAUGGCACCUCUGUAGUACUUCUGUGGGUCAAAACCAAUAGUGAGAAAUGUUUGCAUGUGGUAUUUUUGACUGCAGUUUGGUACAAAACAAAGUAUAGAACAACAUGUACAUGUAGUCAUCCUUUUGUGGCACUCAAGUCCUCUAUAACUGAAGCCCGUGCUGUCUGCAACAUGUGAAUAUCUGCAGCAGAAAAAGGUGAGGAAAA
Monopterus albus (swamp eel) is the source of this 2970-nucleotide messenger RNA. RefSeq names its product sarcalumenin-like. The transcript has 8 exons. Gene Ontology annotation, molecular function: GTP binding. Bases 1 to 2442 code for a protein of 813 amino acids. NCBI's taxonomy places the organism in Eukaryota, Metazoa, Chordata, Actinopteri, Synbranchiformes, Synbranchidae. The record is from RefSeq and is a predicted model, not a curated record.